CCUCCUCCCCUCCCCCCCCCCGCCGUCUCUGGCGCGGAGCCGGGACGAUGCUGACCCCUUAGAUCCUGCUCCAGCUGCGCUGAGGGAAGAGGGGGCGCCCCUCCCCGGACCCCCGCCCUCCAUCGGGUGGCCCCUUUUUUUUCUCUUCCUCUCGGGGGCUGCUUCGCCGAAGGUAGCGCCUGUUCGGGCAACCGGAGCCUGGGCGCGAAGCGAAGAAGCCGGAACAAAGUGAGGGGAAGCCGGCCGGCUAGUCGGGGAGCCCCCGGGAACCCAGGGGAAGCGGGACUCUCGCCAGGCGGGGCUUCCCUGAGACCCGGCGCCCCGCGGGCAGCAUGCCCCUGAGGGCAGGGGGAGCUGAGCUGAACUGGCCCUCCUGGGGGCUCAGCAAGCUCUCUAGAGCCCCCCACAUGCUCCCCCACCGGGGUCCCCCGGUUGCGUGAGGACACCUCCUCUGAGGGGCUCCGCUCGCCCCUCUUCGGACCCCCCGGGGCCCCGGCUGGCCAGAGGAUGGACGAGGAGGAGGAUGGAGCGGGCGCCGAGGAGUCGGGACAGCCCCGUAGCUUCACGCAGCUCAACGACCUGUCCGGGGCCGGGGGCCGGCAGGGGCCGGGGUCGACGGAAAAGGACCCGGGCAGCGCGGACUCCGAGGCGGAGGGGCUGCCGUACCCGGCGCUAGCCCCGGUGGUUUUCUUCUACUUGAGCCAGGACAGCCGCCCGCGGAGCUGGUGUCUCCGCACGGUCUGUAACCCGUGGUUCGAGCGAGUCAGUAUGCUGGUCAUUCUUCUCAACUGUGUGACUCUGGGUAUGUUCAGGCCGUGUGAGGACAUUGCCUGUGACUCCCAGCGCUGCCGGAUCCUGCAGGCCUUCGAUGACUUCAUCUUUGCCUUCUUUGCUGUGGAAAUGGUGGUGAAGAUGGUGGCCUUGGGCAUCUUUGGGAAGAAAUGUUACCUGGGAGACACUUGGAACCGGCUUGACUUUUUCAUUGUCAUUGCAGGGAUGCUGGAGUAUUCGCUGGACCUGCAGAACGUCAGCUUCUCCGCAGUCAGGACAGUCCGUGUGCUGCGACCGCUCAGGGCCAUUAACCGGGUGCCCAGCAUGCGCAUUCUCGUCACAUUACUGCUGGACACCUUGCCCAUGCUGGGCAACGUCCUGCUGCUCUGUUUCUUCGUCUUUUUCAUCUUUGGCAUCGUGGGUGUCCAGCUGUGGGCAGGACUGCUUCGAAACCGAUGCUUCCUCCCUGAGAACUUCAGCCUCCCCCUGAGCGUGGACCUGGAGCCUUAUUACCAGACAGAGAAUGAGGACGAGAGCCCCUUCAUCUGCUCUCAGCCUCGGGAGAAUGGCAUGCGAUCCUGCAGGAGUGUGCCCACACUGCGUGGGGAAGGCGGUGGUGGCCCACCCUGCAGUCUGGACUAUGAGACCUAUAACAGUUCCAGCAACACCACCUGUGUCAACUGGAACCAGUACUAUACCAACUGCUCUGCGGGCGAGCACAACCCCUUCAAAGGCGCCAUCAACUUUGACAACAUUGGCUAUGCCUGGAUCGCCAUCUUCCAGGUCAUCACACUGGAGGGCUGGGUCGACAUCAUGUACUUCGUAAUGGACGCUCACUCCUUCUACAACUUCAUCUACUUCAUUCUUCUCAUCAUCGUGGGCUCCUUCUUCAUGAUCAACCUGUGCCUGGUGGUGAUUGCCACGCAGUUCUCCGAGACCAAACAGCGGGAGAGUCAGCUGAUGCGGGAGCAGCGUGUACGAUUCCUGUCCAAUGCUAGCACCCUGGCAAGCUUCUCUGAGCCAGGCAGCUGCUAUGAGGAGCUACUCAAGUACCUGGUGUACAUCCUCCGCAAAGCAGCCCGCAGGCUGGCCCAGGUCUCUAGGGCUAUAGGCGUGCGGGCUGGGUUGCUCAGCAGCCCAGUGGCCCGUAGUGGGCAGGAGCCCCAGCCCAGUGGCAGCUGCACUCGCUCACACCGUCGUCUGUCUGUCCACCACCUGGUCCACCACCAUCACCACCACCAUCACCACUACCACCUGGGUAAUGGGACGCUCAGAGUUCCCCGGGCCAGCCCAGAGAUCCAGGACAGGGAUGCCAAUGGGUCUCGCCGGCUCAUGCUACCACCACCCUCUACACCCACUCCCUCUGGGGGCCCUCCGAGGGGUGCGGAGUCUGUACACAGCUUCUACCAUGCUGACUGCCACUUGGAGCCAGUCCGUUGCCAGGCACCCCCUCCCAGAUGCCCAUCGGAGGCAUCUGGUAGGACUGUGGGUAGUGGGAAGGUGUACCCCACUGUGCAUACCAGCCCUCCACCAGAGAUACUGAAGGAUAAAGCACUAGUGGAGGUGGCCCCCAGCCCUGGGCCCCCCACCCUCACCAGCUUCAACAUCCCACCUGGGCCCUUCAGCUCCAUGCACAAGCUCCUGGAGACACAGAGUACGGGAGCCUGCCAUAGCUCCUGCAAAAUCUCCAGCCCUUGCUCCAAGGCAGACAGUGGAGCCUGCGGGCCGGACAGUUGUCCCUACUGUGCCCGGACAGGAGCAGGAGAGCCAGAGUCCGCUGACCAUGACAUGCCUGACUCAGACAGCGAGGCCGUGUAUGAGUUCACACAGGACGCUCAGCACAGUGACCUCCGGGAUCCCCACAGCCGGCGGCGACAGCGGAGCCUGGGCCCAGACGCAGAGCCUAGUUCUGUGCUGGCUUUCUGGAGGCUGAUCUGUGACACAUUCCGGAAGAUCGUAGAUAGCAAAUACUUUGGCCGGGGAAUCAUGAUCGCUAUCCUGGUCAAUACACUCAGCAUGGGCAUCGAGUACCACGAGCAGCCCGAGGAGCUCACCAACGCCCUGGAAAUCAGCAACAUCGUCUUCACCAGCCUCUUCGCCUUGGAGAUGCUGCUGAAACUGCUUGUCUACGGUCCCUUUGGCUACAUUAAGAAUCCCUACAACAUCUUUGAUGGUGUCAUUGUGGUCAUCAGUGUGUGGGAGAUUGUGGGCCAGCAGGGAGGUGGCCUGUCGGUGCUGCGGACCUUCCGCCUGAUGCGGGUGCUGAAGCUGGUGCGCUUCCUGCCGGCCCUGCAGCGCCAGCUCGUGGUGCUCAUGAAGACCAUGGACAACGUGGCCACCUUCUGCAUGCUCCUCAUGCUCUUCAUCUUCAUCUUCAGCAUCCUGGGCAUGCAUCUCUUUGGUUGCAAGUUCGCAUCUGAACGGGAUGGGGACACGUUGCCAGACCGGAAGAAUUUCGACUCCCUGCUCUGGGCCAUCGUCACUGUCUUUCAGAUUCUGACUCAGGAAGACUGGAAUAAAGUCCUCUACAACGGCAUGGCCUCCACAUCGUCUUGGGCUGCUCUUUACUUCAUCGCCCUCAUGACUUUUGGCAACUAUGUGCUCUUUAACCUGCUGGUGGCCAUUCUUGUGGAAGGCUUCCAGGCAGAGGAAAUCGGCAAACGGGAAGAUGCGAGUGGACAGUUAAGCUGUAUUCAGCUGCCUGUCAACUCUCAGGGGGGAGAUGCCACCAAGUCUGAGUCAGAGCCUGAUUUCUUUUCGCCCAGCGUGGAUGGUGAUGGGGACAGAAAGAAGCGCUUGGCCCUGGUGGCUUUGGGAGAACACGCGGAACUACGAAAGAGCCUUUUGCCACCCCUCAUCAUCCAUACGGCUGCGACACCAAUGUCACUACCCAAGAGCUCCAGCACAGGUGUGGGGGAAGCACUGGGCUCUGGCUCUCGCCGUACCAGUAGCAGUGGCUCCGCUGAGCCUGGAGCUGCCCACCAUGAGAUGAAAUCUCCGCCAAGUGCCCGCAGCUCCCCGCACAGUCCCUGGAGUGCGGCAAGCAGCUGGACCAGCAGGCGCUCCAGCAGGAACAGCCUGGGCCGGGCCCCCAGCCUAAAGCGGAGGAGCCCGAGCGGGGAGCGGAGGUCCCUGCUGUCUGGAGAGGGUCAGGAGAGUCAGGAUGAGGAGGAAAGUUCAGAAGAGGACCGGGCCAGCCCGGCCGGCAGUGACCAUCGCCACAGGGGUUCCUUGGAACGUGAGGCCAAGAGUUCCUUUGACCUGCCUGACACUCUGCAGGUGCCCGGGCUGCACCGCACAGCCAGCGGCCGGAGCUCUGCCUCUGAGCACCAAGACUGUAAUGGCAAGUCGGCUUCAGGGCGUUUGGCCCGCACCCUGAGGACUGAUGAGCCCCAACUGGAUGGGGAUGAUGACAAUGAUGAGGGAAAUCUGAGCAAAGGGGAACGAAUACAAGCCUGGGUCAGAUCCCGGCUUCCUGCCUGUUGCCGAGAGCGAGAUUCCUGGUCGGCCUAUAUCUUUCCUCCUCAGUCAAGGUUUCGUCUCCUGUGUCACCGGAUCAUCACCCACAAGAUGUUUGACCAUGUGGUCCUCGUCAUCAUCUUCCUCAACUGUAUCACCAUCGCUAUGGAGCGCCCCAAAAUUGACCCCCACAGCGCUCAGAGGUUCUUUCUGACCCUCUCCUCCUUCUCCCCUCUCAACUACAUCUUCACGGCAGUCUUUCUAGCUGAAAUGACAGUGAAGGUGGUGGCACUGGGCUGGUGCUUUGGGGAACAGGCCUACCUGCGCAGCAGCUGGAAUGUGCUGGACGGCUUGCUGGUGCUCAUCUCCGUCAUCGACAUCCUGGUCUCCAUGGUCUCUGACAGCGGCACCAAGAUCCUUGGCAUGCUGAGGGUGCUGCGGCUGCUGCGGACCCUGCGUCCACUCAGGGUCAUCAGCCGGGCCCAGGGACUGAAGCUGGUGGUAGAGACUCUGAUGUCAUCCCUCAAACCCAUCGGCAACAUUGUGGUCAUUUGCUGUGCCUUCUUCAUCAUUUUUGGAAUUCUCGGGGUGCAGCUCUUCAAAGGGAAGUUCUUCGUGUGUCAGGGUGAGGACACCAGGAACAUCACUAACAAAUCCGACUGUGCUGAGGCCAGCUACCGAUGGGUCCGGCACAAGUACAACUUUGACAACCUGGGCCAGGCUCUGAUGUCCCUGUUUGUGCUGGCCUCCAAGGAUGGUUGGGUUGACAUCAUGUAUGAUGGGCUGGAUGCUGUGGGUGUGGACCAGCAGCCCAUCAUGAACCACAACCCCUGGAUGCUGCUCUACUUCAUCUCCUUCCUCCUCAUCGUGGCCUUCUUUGUCCUGAACAUGUUUGUGGGCGUGGUGGUGGAGAACUUCCAUAAGUGCAGGCAGCACCAGGAGGAGGAGGAGGCGCGGCGGCGUGAGGAGAAGCGACUACGGAGGCUGGAGAAAAAGAGAAGGAAUCUAAUGUUGGACGAUGUAAUUGCUUCCGGCAGCUCAGCCAGCGCUGCGUCAGAAGCCCAGUGCAAGCCCUACUACUCUGACUACUCGCGAUUCCGGCUCCUUGUCCACCACCUGUGUACCAGCCACUACCUGGACCUCUUCAUCACUGGUGUCAUCGGGCUGAACGUGGUCACUAUGGCCAUGGAACAUUACCAGCAGCCCCAGAUCCUGGACGAGGCUCUGAAGAUCUGCAAUUACAUCUUCACCGUCAUCUUUGUCUUUGAGUCAGUUUUCAAACUUGUGGCCUUUGGCUUCCGCCGUUUCUUCCAGGACAGGUGGAACCAGCUGGACCUGGCUAUUGUGCUUCUGUCCAUCAUGGGCAUCACACUGGAGGAGAUUGAGGUCAAUGCUUCGCUGCCCAUCAACCCCACCAUCAUCCGUAUCAUGAGGGUGCUCCGCAUUGCUCGAGUUCUGAAGCUGUUGAAGAUGGCUGUGGGCAUGCGGGCACUGCUGGACACGGUGAUGCAGGCCCUGCCCCAGGUGGGGAACCUGGGACUUCUCUUCAUGUUGUUGUUUUUCAUCUUUGCAGCUCUGGGCGUGGAGCUCUUUGGAGACCUGGAGUGUGAUGAGACACACCCUUGUGAGGGCUUGGGUCGGCAUGCCACCUUUAGGAACUUUGGUAUGGCCUUUCUGACCCUCUUCCGAGUCUCCACUGGUGACAACUGGAAUGGUAUUAUGAAGGACACCCUCCGGGACUGUGACCAGGAGUCCACCUGCUACAACACUGUCAUCUCCCCUAUCUACUUCGUGUCCUUUGUGCUGACGGCCCAGUUUGUGCUGGUCAACGUGGUCAUAGCUGUGCUGAUGAAGCACCUAGAAGAAAGUAACAAAGAGGCCAAGGAGGAGGCCGAGCUCGAGGCCGAGCUGGAGCUGGAGAUGAAGACGCUCAGCCCGCAGCCCCACUCCCCGCUGGGCAGCCCCUUCCUCUGGCCCGGGGUGGAGGGUGUCAACAGUCCUGACAGCCCUAAGCCUGGGGCUCCACACACCACUGCCCACAUUGGAGCAGCCUCGGGCUUCUCCCUUGAGCACCCCACGGACAGACAGCUGUUUGACACCAUCUCCCUGCUGAUCCAGGGCUCCCUGGACGGGGAGCUGAAGCUGAUGGACGAGCUGGCAGGCCCAGGGGGCCAGCCCUCUGCCUUCCCUUCCGCCCCAAGCCCGGGCGACUCCGACCCACAGAUCCCUCUAGCUGAGAUGGAGGCUCUGUCUCUGACGUCAGAGAUUGUGUCUGAACCGUCCUGCUCUCUAGCUCUGACGGAUGACUCUUUGCCUGAUGACACUCACACACUCUUACUUAGUGCCCUGGAGAGCAAUAUGGUACCCCACCCCGAGGAGGUGCCAGUCCCCCUAGGACCAGACCUGCUGACUGUGAGGAAGUCUGGUGUCAGCCGGACGCACUCUCUGCCCAAUGACAGCUACAUGUGCCGCAAUGGGAGCACUGCUGAGAGAUCCCUAGGACACAGGGGCUGGGGGCUCCCCAAAGCCCAGUCAGGCUCCGUCUUGUCCGUUCACUCCCAACCAGCAGACACCAGCUGCAUCCUACAGCUUCCCAAAGAUGGGCACUAUCUGCUCCAGCCUCAUGGGGCCCCCACCUGGGGCACCAUCCCUAAACUACCCCCACCUGGCCGCUCCCCUCUGGCUCAGAGGCCUCUCAGGCGCCAGGCAGCAAUAAGGACUGACUCCCUGGAUGUGCAGGGCCUGGGUAGCCGGGAAGACCUGUUGUCAGAGGUGAGUGGGCCCUCCUGCCCUCUGACCCGGUCCUCAUCCUUCUGGGGCGGGUCGAGCAUCCAGGUGCAGCAGCGUUCCGGCAUCCAGAGCAAAGUCUCCAAGCACAUCCGCCUGCCAGCCCCUUGCCCAGGCCUGGAACCCAGCUGGGCCAAGGACCCUCCAGAGACCAGAAGCAGCUUAGAGCUGGACACGGAGCUGAGCUGGAUUUCAGGAGACCUCCUUCCCAGCAGCCAGGAAGAACCCCUGUCCCCACGGGACCUGAAGAAGUGCUACAGUGUAGAGACCCAGAGCUGCAGGCGCAGGCCUGGGUCCUGGCUAGAUGAACAGCGGAGACACUCCAUUGCUGUCAGUUGUCUGGACAGCGGCUCCCAACCCCGCCUAUGUCCAAGCCCCUCAAGCCUCGGGGGCCAACCUCUUGGGGGUCCUGGGAGCCGGCCUAAGAAAAAACUCAGUCCACCCAGUAUCUCUAUAGACCCCCCGGAGAGCCAGGGCCCUCGGCCCCCAUGCAGUCCUGGUGUCUGCCUCAGGAGGAGGGCGCCGGCCAGUGACUCUAAGGAUCCCUCGGUCUCCAGCCCCCUUGACAGCACGGCUGCCUCACCCUCCCCAAAGAAAGACACGCUGAGUCUCUCUGGUUUGUCUUCUGACCCAACAGACAUGGACCCCUGAGUCCUACCCACUCUCCCCCAUCACCUUUCUCCACCGGGUGCAGAUCCUAGCUCCGCCUCCUGGGCAGCGUUUCUGAAAAGUCCCACGCAAGCAGCAAGCAGCCACGAGGCACCUCACCUGCCUUCUUCAGUGGCUGGUGGGGAUGACGAGCAGAACUUCCGGAGAGUCGAUCUGAAGAGAACACAGCCCUGGAGCCCCUGCCUCCGGGAAGAAGGAAAAGGAGAAAGCCCAGUGUGGCCAAGGCUCCCGACACCAGGAGCUGUUGGGAGAAAGCAAUACGUUUGUGCAGAAUCUCUAUGUAUAUUCUAUUUUAUUAAAUUAAUUGAAUCUAGUAUAUGCUGGAUGUACGACAUUUUGUGACUGAAGAGACUUGGUUCCUUCUACUUUUAUGUGUCUCAGAAUAUUUUUGAGGCGAAAGCGUCUGUCUCUUGGCUAUUUUAACCUAAAAUAACCAGUCUAGUUAUAUUCCCUCUUCUUGUAAAGCACAAGCUGGGACCGUGAGUGUAUUACAACCCAACGGCGGCCCAUCUUCAGCGGGAAGCAAGAACCAUUUUGGAAACUGUCAUGUAACUUACUUUCUCCUUUAACCUCGUCAUCGUUUUCUGUAGGGGGAAAAAAAAAACAGAGAAAAAGAGAAAAAAAAUGAGAUUUUACAAAUGAAAUGGAACCUUUUUAUAUAUACAUACAUACAUAUCUAUAUAUCUAUAUAUCUAUAUAAAAUAAAGUAAUUUUCCAAAAUAAAAA
Messenger RNA from Rattus rattus (black rat), 8412 nucleotides. RefSeq names its product calcium voltage-gated channel subunit alpha1 G (gene Cacna1g). The coding region runs from base 508 to 7668 and encodes 2386 amino acids. Gene Ontology annotation, cellular component: voltage-gated sodium channel complex; neuron projection; voltage-gated calcium channel complex. The record is from RefSeq and is a predicted model, not a curated record. Gene Ontology annotation, molecular function: voltage-gated sodium channel activity; low voltage-gated calcium channel activity. The transcript is spliced from 39 exons. Lineage: Eukaryota; Metazoa; Chordata; Mammalia; Rodentia; Muridae. Gene Ontology annotation, biological process: neuronal action potential; membrane depolarization during action potential; sodium ion transmembrane transport.